AUGGCUACCUUGGGGGUAUUCUCGCGCUCCUAUUCAGUAGUCAAGAUACUUCUCUCACGAAGUCCAGGCUGUACCAGUCGUGCUCUAAUUUUCGCACCCAAAGCUCCAUCUCCAUCCUUACGGCCCCUUCAUAUCCAUGUUCAUGGCGGUGGCUUUAUAGGUGGCAUCCCGGAACUGGACAAUGCGUUUUGCAAGCGCAUGGCCGAUGAGACGGGCGCUGUUGUCGACGCUGCAGCUUAUAUUGUCGCCAACGCUGAACGGCUUUGGGGAGCCAAUCCGAAACUUUUGACGCUUAGCGGGUGCUCCGUGGGCUCUAACCUGGCUCUCGCCAUCUCCCGGAGUCUUUCGGAUACAGACACUCCUGCCCAAAGGCACACUAAUGAUCGACAACUCCUGUUCGUACUCAACCCUCCUCUCCCUCUCUUUUGUCUUCACCCAGACCCCACCAAAAGUCGAGUUUGUCGACCUCCGUAUCCCUCCAUCGGAAAAACCACGACCGCCCCGCCUUUCCAAACAAAGACAGACCCUCUGGUCUUCAUAGCUCCUCUCUUCAAUGCCUACGCCGAAUCUGCACGGUCCCAAAGAUCCGAAGACUCUCUCUUAAAUCCCAUUUUAGCUGACAUCCGCACUCUUCCGCAGAAAAUGCUGUUUAUUAUUGCCGGCGCGGAUAUUCUUCUGCAUGAGGUGACGACCUUUGUAGACCGUCUGAAGAAUGAAGUGGUGAUGUUGAAUUCCCAACGGGGUAAUAAUAGCGCAGAUACCCCAUCGGGCAAUUAUGAGGUUGAAGGCAUAGUGUUUGAUAAGAUGCUUCAUGGCUGGUUAGAUUUUCCAUCAUUCGCAAUUGACGAAAAUCUGAGAACGCAAGCGCUGAAUGCUUCGUACGAUUUUAUCCGACGUUAUUCACACGGAAAAUGA
Molecule: messenger RNA, 915 nt
Organism: Blastomyces gilchristii SLH14081
Lineage: Eukaryota; Fungi; Ascomycota; Eurotiomycetes; Onygenales; Ajellomycetaceae
Product: lipase/esterase
Exons: 4
Coding region: 1-915 (304 amino acids)
Molecular function (GO): hydrolase activity
Source: RefSeq, a predicted model, not a curated record